Messenger RNA from Lates calcarifer (barramundi perch), 1564 nucleotides. It is a transcript of the gene mettl18, whose product is annotated as methyltransferase like 18. Gene Ontology annotation, molecular function: protein-L-histidine N-tele-methyltransferase activity. The transcript is spliced from 2 exons. The record is from RefSeq and is a predicted model, not a curated record. The coding region runs from base 300 to 1373 and encodes 357 amino acids. Lineage: Eukaryota; Metazoa; Chordata; Actinopteri; Centropomidae. Gene Ontology annotation, biological process: peptidyl-histidine methylation, to form tele-methylhistidine.
CUCAAGAAAAUUACACUUAUGUGCCUAAAUGUCCUGUGUUAUAAGGCUCUGAACGUAAGCUCAGCUAAACAGACUAGGAUCUAACUAGUAUUAACUAGUAACGGUUACUUUGAUUCGUUAAGAGAACUUUAACAACCUGGGGGUCGGCGACUGUGGUUGUCGGAAUUGUGGGACUUGCAGUUCUCACACGCAGCGGCUCUGCUAAGCUAAAGUAGCACGCUGUGCCUGCCAUGUGGGUCCUGUAGCAAAGGGGGAUAUGAACUUUCCAACCUCGAGCUAACUGUGUACGGUUAGUCACCAUGUCUUUCUGUUUUAAUUUCGACGUUCCAGCACAAACAAUAAACACGAACGACGUGGAUGGAAAUGGGCUGCAGAGCGGAAAGAAAGACAAUGCUGUCACAGAUGCACAGGAUAAUACCAAACCAGCAGAGCCAGCAAAGGAGGCUAAAGAGCACCUUCCACCAUCUGACCCACAGUUUCUCCUUAUGGAUUCUGUCUCUGAAGCCGUUACCAUUGGAACUCUUCCUCCUCUCCACUUCCUCAAUGAGACCGUUUUUGAGAAGACAGCCUCAGAGAGAGAGGAUAGCGAGGAAAUUCUCUCUCGCACUGCGGAGCAGAGUUCUGAUCUCAUCCCUGGCGUGUACGAGGGAGGGCUGAAGGUGUGGGAGUGCACUUACGACCUUCUGGAGCUGAUUGAGAAAGACGGAGAGACCUUUGGGGGGAAGGCAGUUUUAGAUUUGGGAUGUGGUGCGGGGCUGUUGGGGAUAUUGGCUCUGAAGAGAGGAGCCAGGCACGUCCACUUCCAAGAUUAUAACAGUACAGUUAUUGAACAGCUCACAGUGCCAAACGUAAUUCUAAACUGCCAAGAGGAUGAUGACAUAGAGAGUGAAGAUGACAAAGAUGGGAGGGGCAAGGGAAAAAUACAAGAGGAAGAUGGUUGUAAAGAGAGGCUGAAGGAGAAACAAGAGGUAAAAGACGGCAGCUCACCUCCAAAGAAAAGAGCUGUAGACCUAUCCCAACACCGAUUAUUAGCCAAGUGUCGUUUUUUCUCGGGUGACUGGAGCACAUUUCUUGCUUUGGUUCUAAAAACAGGCCCACAACCCAAAUAUGAUAUCAUAUUCACCUCAGAGACUAUUUACAACACAGCUUACUAUCCUGCCCUACAUGAGACCCUCCACAAACUGCUGGCACCAGAUGGACUGGUCUACCUUGCCACCAAAUCGCACUACUUUGGCGUAGGAGGUGGAUUGCACCUGUUUGAGACUUUUGUGGAGCAGAGGGGUAUUUUUUCUGUGGAUCACCUGUGGGAUGGGGAUGAAGGACUUCAGAGACAUGUAGUAGUCCUACGUUUUAAACUGCCAAAGGACACUUGAAUAACGUCUACCAGAGACUCUUGUGCUGUGUUAAAAGGGUUUUAUUGCUGCACAGUUUCAUGAAAAUAAAAAUGAUCAAGAUUGUUGUUUAGUCUUAAUCUUCAAUCUACAUGAAGCUUGUAUAUUUUAUGUUACAGCAACAGUGGCAAAACAAGGUAUAACUGUAAUAAAAAAUGCAGUCUCAUCCUCUA